Molecule: messenger RNA, 3657 nt
Organism: Zasmidium cellare ATCC 36951
Lineage: Eukaryota; Fungi; Ascomycota; Dothideomycetes; Mycosphaerellales; Mycosphaerellaceae
Exons: 2
Coding region: 1-3657 (1218 amino acids)
Biological process (GO): mitotic sister chromatid biorientation; mitotic spindle assembly checkpoint signaling; protein localization to kinetochore
Source: RefSeq, a predicted model, not a curated record
AUGGAGACCGCAGGCAACAAGGAGAAUGUUGCGCCUGCGACAUCGAGCGAUCCACUGCAGCGAAAAGAUACAUCAUUGUCGCCUAAGAAAACUGCGCGGCGGGGGAGAAGCAAGAGCAUUGGUCCUGGAUCGCUGGAGGAGCCUGAGCAACCCAAGCAAAAGGCAAAAGACAGAAGAAAGUCAGCAUUUGUGCCCGCUACGAAAUCUAUCCUGGCCAAAAAUGAAGAGUCGGAAAGGACGGCACGUCGCAAGUCCAUGAUGAACCGAAGGGUGUCUUUUGCGCCGGAGGCUACAUUGCAUACAUGGGACAUUGUGGAAUACGACAAGAAUCACACGACUUCAACAGAUGACACAGAGAGCACCGGGCAUGCAUCGAGCUUUGGUCGUUUCUCAAGUUCGCCGAGGGCCCGCUUCGACGAGGAACAAGAGGCCGAGGAUGCGGAGUUGCUAUCUCCUCCAGCUUCGCAAUCAGACGGGAGGGCGAAGCUCAAGAAUCGCCGCAGCUCAGGGAUUCCUCCCAUGAACUUCAACAAUCCUGAAGAUGCGUACUCAAGUGGAAUGAGCGACGGCAGCGAAGGAUCGGAAAGCGAAGGAGAGGAGUCUGGCGAUGACACGGGAACAGCAAUGAGUCUGGACGCGGACGAUGCCACGAUGCAAUCAUCUGCCGAGAGCGACAACAGCACUGGCUCGAGCGCACGAUUGGAGGCUGCUUUGAAGCAAGCAGCGCAAAUGGCUGGCACUCGAGGAAUCGAGUAUGACGAAUAUGGAGAGACGUCCAUGGAAUUGGUGUCAGAAGAGGUUACGAAUGCCUUCAAGCCAUGGGCGCAGCGACAGCCAAGCGAUGCGCCAGGUUCUGCGUCUCUCGACCAGGAGAACGUGAACCCGUUCUCGCCAGCAUUCAAAGCGGAUGUUGAAAAUCGGCCAGAGACAAUUGACGAGGAAGAUGAAGAAGAUAUGAGUAUGGAUGUGACGAAGGCGGUAGGCGGUAUACUAAAGGCUCGACCUCCUCAACCAGCCAGCUCUCCCAUGAGUGAUGGGACAAUGGACCUGACGCAGGCUGUUGGAAAGAUUACGAGCCAGAAGAGACCACGAUCCACCACUGACUCGGGCUCGCCCGGUGGUGCUGGAUUGGCACUACAACCAAAACGGCGACGUUCGUCAGUGGCAAGGUCUUCUAUGGGUGACGACACGAUGGAUCUUACGAUGGCAGUCGGUGGCAUCCAGAAGACGGCUUCGCCAAACAAGAGUGGUCGACGAAGAAGCUUGAGAAAUCGAAGGUCUUCCGGUGCCAUCUCGGACCAAGAAGAGGCCACUAUGGACUUGACUCGAGCAGUGGGAGGCAUCAGGACUUCCAAGAGCGAUGUGGAUAACAGUCUUGACGGCAAUGAGGAGCUCUCGAUGGAACUCACAACUGUGUUGGGCGGAAUCAAAUCAGCAGAGCAACCAGCGUCAGUGAACGAGGACCGACCAGCAACUCCUCAGGACGCUCCAUCUCCAGCUCCAUCGGCAGUCAACACCACCCCCAAGGGUCAAGAGCGAUUUAAAGACACGCCGGACUUGGGUGCUAAGAAGCUGCUUACGCCGAUUCUGCAACGAUCGAGUGAGAAGCAGACAGCUUCUGGAAAGUCAAGGGCGUCGCUGUCUCCCAGACGUCAAGCCACUCCCCAGGAGCCUUCACCACGAGCAUCGUCCGUUAAGAGCGAGCCGAAGACAUCGCCCCUCAAGGACGAUGUGUCGUACCCUCAGUUGCCACCAACCGAUCCACAGUCGUCACCCAUAAGGACUCCCAUGUCUAGUCUCAAGCGUCGCGAGCACCAGCGCCAGUUGGACUUUCAAUUACAAGCGCCUGACCAGUCACCGACUGCUGCCAAGCAGCAGCGUAGCUCUCCGGUGAAAGCGCAAGCAGCCACUCCCGAGAGACUGAAUGUUGCAGAAGACACCAGAGAUUUGACCAACUCAAUGAAGCUGUUGACGACGCCCAGGAAGGAGCCGCUGAAAACCGCCACUCCCAGAAAGCAAGCAACCGUGAAGCAACUCUCCCCAAUCACAGCAAGCACGCCUAGAAGUCGGCCCACUCCCAAGGCCAAAGAUUCAACGGCAGUACUGCCGUCCCCAGUCAGGCGCCUUAACGAAGACCUAGAUAGAAUCAAGGCAAACGGUCAGGAGACUGAGAAAGUUGGUCUCCAGGAGUUUCUUGACAAAUCUGGCAUUCGCUUCAUGGAUCUUACCACCACGAAGCGAAGACUAACGGUUAUGCCCACACCCUCUAAAGCCAAAGCUGGCCUUGAUGACGACGAAGAUAUCACUCUCGAGAGCGGUGUUGUUGCCGCCGCUUGCACAGUGCCCGAGCUUGAGCUGUAUCAACAUGCUUGUCACGAGCUGAAGAGAUACACCAAAGAGGGGAAGCAGAUGAUCUCGAAACUGGAGAAUAGAGUGUUGAAGCAACAACCACCGCUAAUACAGGCAUACAUGUCUGCCGCUCCAGACAGAAAGGCCGCGCUCGACACGCAAAUGAGGGACUUGAAGACUGAUGCUAGGUUGGGAAGUAAAGGCAUGUGGUACGGAUGGCGUAGCCAGUUACUGGACGAACUUAUGACUGGUCUUCAAUCCAUUGCCGAAGGACUCAUCCAGGACGAUGAUACUCUGGGGCGGUCAGAGGAGAUACUCGAUCAGGUUCUUCCGGGUCUCAUCGAACAGCGGAACAAACUGCAGCAAGAAGCUGAUCGUUUGGAGGAGAGUGUAUCUUCCGUCUCUGAAGAAGAAAAGGGGGAAUUGAAAGCCACCAGAGAGACUCUGACUGGCGUCAAUUCUGAGCUUAUCGAGAGGCAGCGUGUCCUGGACAGAUUACGGAAAGAAGUCGAGGAACAAGACUCAGCCGCAGAACAUUUACAGGAGAGCAAGGAGGAGUUCACUGCGGCUAUCCAGGAGGCGAACCGCGUGCGAGAAGCUUGUCGUGGCGUGUCGUUGAAUGAAGUGACGGCGCUGAGAGACUCUGUCAAACAUCUCCAGGAUGAAUUCGGCUGGAUCAUCACCUCAGCCUCAUCCUACCCGUCGACCGUGACAAUGAGCUACAAGUCCGAGCUGCAGCUGUUCUUCCAUCCACAGUCCUUUAAGCGAUCUGAUGACGAUGGAGAAGAGGCGCCCAACGGCCCCAUACGUCUCACAUACAUCGCGGAUACGAAUAAGAAGCCCCUGACGACCACCCUACGCUUCUUCCUGCAGCUUCUCCGAGCCUCCCUGCACGGUAUUCCGCAGUACUCGACCAAAAUCUCCGAUCUGCUCGCAUUCGUGAGCAACGGCUGGGCCACCGCCGCGCAAGCCGCGGAAUGCGAGCGUAGACUCAACCUAGAGGCACUGACCGAGUCGAGAAUUGUCUCAGACGAGCAGCUCGCGAUCACGUCCAGCGUCCUGCUGACCAAAGUGCGAAGCAAAGUGCGAGCGACGUUUGAGCUGGACGUCCACGUCGAUGAGGACCUGAAAGUCCAGUGUGCGGUGAAGCCGAGUGUGGAGGUCGUGUAUGGGGAGCAGUACAACGAGAAGAAUAUGACGGAGUUCUUGAGGACGUUGGUGGGAGAUGGUGUUGAGGGUUGGGAUCUGGCGUUGCGGCAGAUGAGGCAGAAGUUGAUUGCGAGGGGCGCCAAGGGUGCGAGGAAGUAG